GAGUAUUACGCCAACGAUUGUGAAACUGAAAUUAAUGAUAUGACAAAUGUAGAAAUACAACAAAUCACAUUGAAACAGCUUAUUGAACUAUUACAAGAUUUUACAGAAAUGGAGAAUGGAGAGUCUGAUGAUGAAGAAAGCGAAAUGUCUGGUGAAAAAUCCGAAGAAAGUGAUGCCAAUAAAGAAAAUCAAGAAUUUGUAUUGUCAAAUCCGAAAGUAAGACGUGGAAAAGAACGACCACCUGGAAGUAAAUGUUUAAAAUCAUCACAUAAACCGAAUAUCAAAGAAAAACAGCAGAGACGCUGUAAAAAGUGCAGUGGUGUAGGUCAUUAUCAAAAGAAGUGUAAUAAGCUAUAG
Molecule: messenger RNA, 357 nt
Organism: Dentiscutata erythropus
Lineage: Eukaryota; Fungi; Glomeromycota; Glomeromycetes; Diversisporales; Gigasporaceae
Source: the annotation of a GenBank genome assembly